Messenger RNA from Capronia epimyces CBS 606.96, 834 nucleotides. RefSeq names its product lectin, mannose-binding 2. The transcript has 2 exons. Gene Ontology annotation, biological process: endoplasmic reticulum to Golgi vesicle-mediated transport; Golgi organization; endoplasmic reticulum organization. The coding region runs from base 1 to 834 and encodes 277 amino acids. The record is from RefSeq and is a predicted model, not a curated record. Gene Ontology annotation, molecular function: D-mannose binding. Gene Ontology annotation, cellular component: COPII-coated ER to Golgi transport vesicle; endoplasmic reticulum membrane; Golgi membrane. NCBI's taxonomy places the organism in Eukaryota, Fungi, Ascomycota, Eurotiomycetes, Chaetothyriales, Herpotrichiellaceae.
AUGUCCAGUCGAUGGUGGGACUUUGGCGGCGACACCAUAAUUCGAACAGACCAAUACAUCCGACUGACGUCCGAUUUCCCGUCCCAGUCAGGCUGGCUCUUUUCUAGAAUCCCUGUCACGGCCACGAACUGGGAAGUGGAAUUCGAAUUCUCGAUAAACGGCAAAGGACAUCUGCAUGGAGAUGGAUUUGCUAUGUGGAUUACAAAGGAGAGGGGUCAACCAGGGCCGGUGUUCGGGCAUGCGGACCAGUUUGAAGGGUUGGGCAUCUUCUUCGACACCUACAAGAACAACAGGCCUGGCGUGGUGUUUCCCUAUGUGAUGGCCAUGGUAGGCGAUGGCAAGACGACGUACGACACGGCAAACGAUGGCAAGGCGAAUGAGCUGGCUGGCUGUUCGGCUCGCGGACUGCGCGGGGCUUCGAUCCCCACGAAGGCCAAAUUGACAUAUUUCCAAGACAAGUCGCUGACUCUACAACUUCAAUACAAGGCGGCAGAUUCGUGGAUCGACUGCUUCAGUGUCGAACCCACAGAACAGCAACCUUUAAAGCUGCCCAACACGGCCUAUCUUGGCUUCAGCGCACACACGGGCGAGUUGUCGGACAACUUCGACAUCAUCAGCGUGGAGACGCGGAAUCUGUACAACCCGGUGGCGACGAAUGCGGGCAGGACUGCGGCGGCGGCGGCUCGAGCAAGCGCUAGAGGAAGAAGGGAGAAGAAGAGUGGUGGAUGGGGAUGGUUCUUUUUCAAGUUGAUAUUCUUUGUUGGCUUGGUCGGUGGUGGUUACGUGGGGUACACCAGGUACAAACAGAAGCAACGAUACUCAGGGUUCUUCUAG